Molecule: messenger RNA, 468 nt
Organism: Pipistrellus nathusii (Nathusius's pipistrelle)
Lineage: Eukaryota; Metazoa; Chordata; Mammalia; Chiroptera; Vespertilionidae
Source: the annotation of a GenBank genome assembly
AUGGGGCCAGUGACCCUCCCACACGACCUUGACCUACGCCAGGACCGGGCCCGAGGGUCGUUUAUCGGCACCGUUGACUCAGUAGCGUUGAAAAAGCCACCAUCUGCACAGAUGUUUUCGGAAGGAGAAAAAGAAAAGGUUUUCUUCCCCCUUGUAACAAAUGGUAAACCCCCGUCUUCGUCACUGCCUUCCUUUGGAGCCUGUUUAGGAGAGGAGCGUGUCCUACACUGGUCUGCACUGGUUGCUGAUUUCCCUCUAUUCCUAACUGUUAUGUAUAUGCUGCAUUUAGACUUCCUUAUGGCAAAGAAGGUUUUUUUGUUGUUUUUUUUAAAGAAACAAACUCCACAAAUCAUGAAGCUGUGUAAAAGCUACAUACGCCUCCAAAGCUCUGAAUUCAGGUCCCAGUUGCUGUCACAAAGGAGUGAAUGGAAUCGCACCCAUCCUUUUUCUAGAGUAAAAGUGCCUUAG